CACAAUUGGAGCUCAUUUCAAAAAACCAAAUACCGCUAAAAACUAGAAGAAUGUCUGCUAUUACUGAGGAGGUGAGAGCCAAGGCUGAUGAGCUCUACCAUGGAGAAGAAAUCUGCCAGGAGAAAUCAAAGUUCUUGCUCACAGAGAUGGGUCUCCCCAAUGGUCUCCUUCCCAUGAAGGACAUGGUGGAAUGUGGCUACAUCAAAGACACUGGCUUUGUUUGGCUCAAGCAGAAGAAGAGCACCACCCACAAGUUUGAGAAGGUUGGGAGGCAGGCCAGCUAUGGAACUGAGAUCACAGCCGUUGUUGAGAAGGGCAAGAUCAAAAAGCUCACUGGAGUCAAGACCAAGGAGCUCUUGGUCUGGGUGACGGUCAGUGAAAUCUACUUGGAUGACCCCCCAACUGGGAAGAUCACCUUCAAGACUCCUACAGGGCUAUAUAGGACAUUUCCUGCCUCGGCUUUCGAGCUUGAUAGCCCAGAUGGUGAUGGCAAGGCUGUGAAGGAGAAGGAUGUCCCUGAAGCUGUGGAAGUCUAGGCCAUAAAUUUCAAGGUGUAUGAUGUGUUAUGGUACUCCUAUUACCAUAGCCCAGAAAAAGGAUUCGGCUUUGUUUCCAGGUCCCUAUUUUGAUCAUAUGUAAUGCUAUUGGCUUCAUUUGAAAUAAAGAUUUACAUUUCCCCUA
Molecule: messenger RNA, 681 nt
Organism: Argentina anserina (silverweed cinquefoil)
Lineage: Eukaryota; Viridiplantae; Streptophyta; Magnoliopsida; Rosales; Rosaceae
Exons: 1
Coding region: 51-536 (161 amino acids)
Source: RefSeq, a predicted model, not a curated record